AUGCGGGUCUUUUACUGGAAUGCUCAAGGCUUGGCCAAAGAUGGUGCAAGGGACAAGUUAAAGGAGCUCUAUCACUUGCACAAACCUAACGUUAUUUGUAUUGCGGAACCGAAAGUUUUUUGCACUACACGUUUUGUUAGGUCGUUAAGAUUAGAUGAUUUUAGUGAAGAUGUUAUCACAAAUAAGGUUGUUGGUGAAAAGGGUAAUAUAUGGGUCUUGUGGAGACAUUCUUUGGCGAGGCCAGGUAUCUUAUCUUCUUCUAAGCAAGCUAUUUCUUUAAAUUUUGAUGGUGACUGGAUUACGGCUGUGCAUGCUUCUAGCGAUCCAGUUGCAAGGAGGAAUCUCUGGCAACAAUUGGGGUUGGGUUUUGUGUCUGUGCCUUGGCUGAGUGGGGAUCGUCGUAUUGUUUCAAGGAAUGAUAGGGCGGUUGUGAAUGAUGCUCGGAACUACAAAUAUGAGAAUUGGAGGUGCAAAGCUUUGCCUAGAAUCUGCUCAGAUCAUUCCCCUCUUUUUGGGUAUGCUUUUGAAAGUCCAAGGCCGGCUAGAGAUCCAUUUAUAAUUCAGAAGAUGUGGUUGGAUCACCCAAGAUUUAUGCCACUGGUGAAAGACAAUUGGAAUUUACCCUUUUAUGGUGCGCCUCCUUUUGUUUUUGCUGGAAAGUUAAAGCGUUUGAAAGAAGUGUUGAAGCUAUGGAAUAGAACUUUUUUUGGAGACGUUCAAUUUCGUUUGAAGCAAGCUGAACUUAGACUUGAAUCUGAGAAUGAUCUUCUUGAUUUAGAUCCGGCAGAUGAAUUUCAAUUCACUAAGGUGGCGGAUGCUCAGAAGGAGGUUGAUGAAGUGCAAACUGAUUUUGUAAAGGAGAAAUUUAAUGGCGGGGUUGACAUUGAUCCUAAGUUGUUUGACAUUGACCAUGAAAGAAUCUCUACUUCUGAGUGUUCUUUUAUGGAUGCUAUCCCAUCUCUGGAGGAGAUUAAAAGAGCUGUUUUUGACUUGGGAGCGGAUUCUGCGCCUGGCCCAGAUGGCUUCUCAGGUUCUUUCUACAGGCAUUGUUGGAAUAUUAUUGCUGAUGAUCUUCUUAGUGCCAUUAAAAACUGUUGCUUGAUGGGAAAAAUUCCAAAUGGCAUUAAUUCAAGCUUUAUAUUUCUCAUUCCAAAAAAUUCUAGGUCUGAUGCAAUUAAAGAUUUUCGACCUAUUGGUUUGAGUAAUUUUUUCUUCAAAAUCAUUACAAACAUUUGGCUACCAGGCUUGAAUUUUGGUAAUGUUGGCCUGAAACUUGACAUUGCUCAAGCUUUUGAUACGGUUAGUUGGGAGUUUAUAGCUGAAGUUUUUCGUCAAUAUGGUUUUUCUGAAACCUGGUGCUCUUGGAUUCAUAGUAUUCUUAGCUCUGCAAGGAUUUCUGUGUUGAUAAAUGGCAGUCCUGAAGGUUUCUUUAGCAUCACUAGAGGUUUGCACCAAGGUGAUCCUCUUUCUCCCUUGAUUUUUGUGCUUAUUGAAGAUAUUUUAAGUCGCAAUCUCUCUAAAUUAUUUGCUAAUCGAAGUAUGCAUAGCAUGAGUAAAUUCUAUUAUGGUGGUGGCACUAACUCUAGGGCCAUUGUUACUGCGAACUAUUUGGGUGUGGAAAGAGCUAUUUUUCCAGAUAAAUAUCUUGGUAUUCAAUUGAAACCUGGCAUUGUGCGGCAUAUUCAUGUCAGGCAAGUGGUAGAGAAGAUUAUGGAUAAGUUGGCUGGUUGGAAGGGCAAACUUCUUUCCUUUCAAGCUAGGUUGGUCUUGAUUAGAUCGGUUAUUGCAAGUUAUGUUAUUCAUUCUAUGGCUGUUUAUAAAUGGCCUGCUAAUAUCAUGAAGCAGGUGGAGAGGGCCAUUAGAAAUUUUCUAUGGUCGGGUGAUGCGGAGAAACGUAAGUAUUUUACGGUUUUAUAUGACAACCGAUGUUGUUCUAGGCGUGAAGGUGGACUUAGACUUAAGAAGUUGAUAGAUGUCAAAAAAUCUAUGCUUAUGAAGUUAUGGAUCUCUAUUCGUGAUUCAAAUAAUACUUGGGCCAGAUUUUUGAGGGCGAAAAGAUUGGGUAUUACUUCCAAAGGCCCUAAUGAUUUUAAGGCUAAGGUUAGUGAUAUCAUUGUCGAUGGUGCUUGGGUUAUUCCACAUAACUUGCGAAUUCUGCUGGUUCGGCUUAAUAUUGAUGUUGAUAAUAUGCAUAUUAUUGGUGGUGGUGAGGAUUAUAAGGUCUGGGAUCUAGAUAGCAAGGGGGUCUUCUCGGUGAAGUCUGCAAAGACUGCUAUUCGAGAACCUGCUGAAGUUUUUCCGAUUACAACUUUGUUUUCCAGGCCAGUUGUGCAUCCUACUUUGAGUGCUCAAUAUUGGAAGGUCUGGGCUAAACAAUGUUGUGAUAGUGAUGAUAAUGUUAUUAAGAAGACUGGCCCUGCAGGUGCUGGUGUUACUUUUCGGGAUGCAAAUGCAGCGGUGUUGGAGGCUUUGAGCGUUGGUCUUGGCCUGCAGACCAACUAUUUUGCUGAAGUGUGCGCAGUUAUUUAUGGGGCUAUGUUGGCUAAUAGGUGGAAUAUGCGGAAACUCUGCGUGCAGUCUGAUUCGAUGAGUUGCAUUCAAGCAUUCCAGAAUGAUGCUUUGCCAUGGCAACUAAGGCAGAAGUGGAGAUUAGCUAGGAAUUUUUAUUCCAACAUUCGUUUUAUUCAUAAAUAUAGAGAAGUUAAUUUUUCAACUGAUGCUUCGGCAAAGCAAGCAUGUUUGCUAGAUGAAGACAUUUUUGAGUUUUCUGAGGGGAGGCCAAUCUCUAUGCUUUCUAUAUAA
This is a messenger RNA of Papaver somniferum (opium poppy), 2802 nucleotides long. RefSeq lists its product as uncharacterized. The transcript is spliced from 7 exons. Lineage: Eukaryota; Viridiplantae; Streptophyta; Magnoliopsida; Ranunculales; Papaveraceae. The record is from RefSeq and is a predicted model, not a curated record. Gene Ontology annotation, molecular function: nucleic acid binding; RNA-DNA hybrid ribonuclease activity. Bases 1 to 2802 code for a protein of 933 amino acids.